This is a messenger RNA of Strongylus vulgaris, 213 nucleotides long. The record is from the annotation of a GenBank genome assembly. NCBI's taxonomy places the organism in Eukaryota, Metazoa, Nematoda, Chromadorea, Rhabditida, Strongylidae.
AUGGGAGAGGAGAAGAAGGCAGGGAGAUGGAGGUUCAACGAUAUUCGAGAUGAUGAAAAACGAGGAUCAAAGUUCGACCUUUUAAAAAUGUUGGAUGUUCUAGUCAGGAAUGAGGGAAAGAAAGAAACAGAAUUGACAGUUGGAGGAUAUGAACUUUGUGGUAUCGUUCCAUUCAGCGUACGUGGUAACAAUGCUGGUGCAGUGAAACAGUGA